AGAAACCAUAAAUAAAAUUAAACAAAUAAAAUAAUCCCCAAAUCUAAAUUAAAAGCAAAAGAUUAAGAAAUUAAAAAUCCACCCAAAAAUAUAAAUAAAAAUCACAAAGCGCUCAGUUUUUAUCUGUGUUAGUCCAGUUUUGGCGAUGAUGACUACUACUACUACUCUUCAAGUUCAAGUUCAAGCUCAAGCUUCUUCUUCCUUCGCCAUUCGCAUUCCUCCCUCCUCAUUCACUUCUCCUCUCACUCGCUCCCCUCACCGCUUUGUCGUUCGAGCCGCAGUGGACCCUUCAGAGAAGUCUAUUGAGAUAAUGAGGAAGUUCUCCGAGCAGUAUGCUCGUAAAUCGGGAACAUACUUCUGUGUGGACAAGGGAGUGACUUCUGUUGUUAUCAAGGGAUUGGCUGACCAUAAAGAUUCAUUGGGUGCACCACUAUGCCCUUGUCGACAUUAUGAUGACAAACCUGCCGAGGUUGGUCAGGGGUUUUGGAACUGUCCAUGUGUUCCUAUGAGAGAAAGGAAGGAAUGCCACUGCAUGCUCUUUCUUACUCCUGACAAUGAUUUUGCUGGCAAGGAACAGGCUAUCUCCUUGGACGAGAUCAGAGCAACAACAGCAAAUAUAUAACAUGGUUUAGUGUAUCAUAAUUACUUGUUUAAGCAGUGAAUUACCUGUAUUAGGCAAAAAAUAAUCAUCAUUGUAUGUAUAUUUGUAUCCUAAUCAGGAUCCAUAUCUGGCUUUUCCUAUUUCCUAUUAUGUACUUUUAAUUUGCAUA
This is a messenger RNA of Quercus lobata, 770 nucleotides long. RefSeq names its product ferredoxin-thioredoxin reductase catalytic chain, chloroplastic-like. The coding region runs from base 146 to 622 and encodes 158 amino acids. Gene Ontology annotation, molecular function: oxidoreductase activity, acting on iron-sulfur proteins as donors. NCBI's taxonomy places the organism in Eukaryota, Viridiplantae, Streptophyta, Magnoliopsida, Fagales, Fagaceae. The transcript has 6 exons. The record is from RefSeq and is a predicted model, not a curated record.